Messenger RNA from Babesia microti strain RI, 219 nucleotides. Its product is annotated as BMN2 family, Pseudo gene. The record is from RefSeq and is a predicted model, not a curated record. The coding region runs from base 1 to 219 and encodes 72 amino acids. Lineage: Eukaryota; Apicomplexa; Aconoidasida; Piroplasmida; Babesiidae. The transcript has a single exon.
AUGAUAAAUAUCAUAUAUAUUAUUUUAUAUACCAAUUUAUUCCCAAACCGAUAUAGAUUGAUCUAUCAAAAUAAAAUUGUUAUAAUCAAAAUUUCCAAUUAUAUAAUUAAAUUUGACGAUAAUGCUAAAUUACCAAAUUAUAAUGUUUUAUAUAUACAAAUAUAUACUUGUGAACAUAAUAAUCCAUUAUUAGUUUAUUUUAGAGUUUCUAUAGGAUGA